This is a messenger RNA of Letharia columbiana, 588 nucleotides long. RefSeq lists its product as uncharacterized. The record is from RefSeq and is a predicted model, not a curated record. The coding region runs from base 1 to 588 and encodes 195 amino acids. The transcript has 3 exons. NCBI's taxonomy places the organism in Eukaryota, Fungi, Ascomycota, Lecanoromycetes, Lecanorales, Parmeliaceae.
AUGGAACAACAAACACUCGCGUUGAGGGCCAUGGUUGACGAACAUGACUCCUUGAAAGAGUUCGAUUGUGGACGAGGCCUAGUCUCAGACACAACCAUCUCUCCAUCCAAUCUAUUAAUUUCAAGUUCUACAUCUGCCGUACAACUCAAGCCCGUCAUGCAUUCCCUCACUCUUGUGAGUUCCAUCCUUUUGGCAUUGAGUGCCGGCACUCUCGCCCAGAAUACCUCAGCAUCAAACAAAGCUUCCAACAUGAUCAUCACCGUCUCGGACGGCUUGAACUGCAACCAAAAUGGGACCGGCAUCAACUUCACUACACCGCUGCUUUACAACGUACAAACAACCAACUUCGACAACAACUCCAUGCAAAUCUUAUCCUACUCCCUCAGCCGAGCUACCACCCUCCAGGAACAGCUCGACUUCAGCGGACCCACAAGGGGUAUGGGCACUGUCAACGGCGACCCAGAGCAGUGCACGUUGUUCCACGAAACGACGAGCCCGAAUUCGAAUGGUAAUACUUUGGUCGCGAACCAGUGUUAUGGUCUCCUCCUGGGGCCAGCAGAGUGCCUCAGAUUCUUUGUACACAGUUAG